AUGGACACGUCGGAUCCAGUCGUUUUCGCCAGCGUAGCCACCGCGGCGCUCGUGCUCUUCCUGUUUAUAUGGCGUAUCGUCUUCUUCUUUACCGCGGACGGUACGAGCUUCCCAUUACCCGUCCCGCUCGUCCUAUUCAUCCGCUGCGUUUUCGUCUUCCGCACGGCUGACGGCAGGAAGUUCAAACGUGCUCAUAUUGGAUCGAUCUCGGACUUGACGCUGCUCCUCAAGGGCCCGCCGCCGGAAGGGGCGUUCGAGGACAAGGUGGUGUGGAUCACGGGCGGCAGCCAGGGCAUCGGGCAGGAGCUGGCGCAGCGUUUCGCGGCGAUGGGCGCGCGGUUGAUCCUCUCCUCGCGCUCCGCGGAUCGCCUGGAGGCGGUGCGCGCGACGUGCCGCGGGAAGCACGCGCCGGAGGGGGUGGUGGUGCUGCCGUUCGAUCUCAAAGGGGGCGCGGACGUGCUGCGCGGCGCAGUGCGCCAGGCGGAAAGCGCGUUCCGCGGGGAGGGGGCGUGCGGAGGGGGGGAAGAACCCUGCGGGGUUGACGUGCUGGUUCUGAAUGCUGCCCAUCCGCGCCCGAAACUCACGUGUGAGGACACUCCAGAGGACACUCUUCGGGGCAUGCUAGAGGUCAACGUGGUCGCCACCAUAGAGCUCACGCGCUACCUCCUGCCGUGCAUGAUGCAGCGCAACAAGGGGCAGAUACUCGUGGUGAGCAGCGCAGCAGGCAAGCUCCCCGCGCCCACGCAGGGCGUAUACGCCGCCACCAAGCAUGCCCUGCAUGGGUACUUCAACACGCUGCGGUACGAAGCGGUGCAGCACGGUGUGGCCGUCACGCUCGUGUGCCCCGGCCCGAUCGCCACUGAGGGCUCUGCUGAGGGGGCAGUCAAACUCGCAACCAAGCCCUCCGCUGAUCAACUACAUGUUCCUGCUGCUGCUGGGGGAGAUGAGAAAGACUCGCGCAUGCCAGCAUCGCAAUGUGCAGAGCUCAUAGUGAGCGCUACUGCUUGCUCCUCCCUCUCCCCUUCGAGUCUGCAUCCCACCCACUGUUCUGCCUCUUGUCCCCCACAUCUCGCUCCCCAUUUCCCUUCUCUCUCCACAGGACUCGCGCAUGCCAGCAUCGCGAUGUGCAGAGCUCAUAGUGAGCGCUGCUGCUUGGAGGCUAGAAGAAGCAUGGAUCUCCAGACAUCCGGUGCUGCUACUCAUGUACCUCGGACAAUAUUUCCCUGCUACCUGCAGCAUGCUCUUCAGAAAGAUUGGCCCCAAGAGAGUGCAAGCACUCAAGACAGGCAGCAGCAACAUGUAUUCGACGAGCCUCCUAUUCACCCGCACAUCCUCUUCCUCUUCCUCCUCACUCACCUCUCUUUCCUCCUCCCGCCUCUCGACCUCCUCUACCUCUUCCCCCAGCCGUUCACCCUCCCCCACACACCUACCCCGUGCAACCCAUCAACCCCACAAGUCCCUCUCUUCCCCAUCCCUCACCCACACACCUUCCCACACACCCUCACACAUACCAGCGCAAAGGUCUACCACCCCCUCCCCUCGUUCCUCCCCUCCUCGCUCCUCUUCCCCUCUCUCCUCCCUCUCCUCUCCGUCUCUCUCCCCCUCAUCCCUCUCACCCGCCCUCUCUCCCCGCCGUUCACCCAUCUCGGUCCUUCCCCACCCCUCCUCGCAACAAUCCUUGUCUGCUGCCAAGCCACCCCUUGA
Closterium sp. Naga37s-1 is the source of this 1704-nucleotide messenger RNA. The record is from the annotation of a GenBank genome assembly. Lineage: Eukaryota; Viridiplantae; Streptophyta; Zygnematophyceae; Desmidiales; Closteriaceae.